Dermatophagoides farinae (American house dust mite) is the source of this 1227-nucleotide messenger RNA. RefSeq lists its product as uncharacterized. The record is from RefSeq and is a predicted model, not a curated record. Lineage: Eukaryota; Metazoa; Arthropoda; Arachnida; Sarcoptiformes; Pyroglyphidae.
AUGUUUGAAACAAUAAAAUCCUGUUUGUUAACAAUUAUUAAUAAUGAUGAUAAAAAUUUUGAUAUUUAUCGAAUCUAUUUUAAACAUCUAUAUGCCAUUACUAAUGAUCAUGAUCAACGAUAUCGUCGACGUUAUCAAAUGAUGAUAAUUUUGAUGAUAAUAUUAGAUUUACGUUUCAUCUAUCUAAUGGCCAAUAGUAAUAAAGAUAUUGAUUGGCAUCUAAUCCAUUUAAAUAUUGUCAUCGUUGAACAUGUUGAUCAAACAGUGAACAUUUGGUUGGCAACAUUUUUCGCCAUGAUCAUAUAUUUCAUUAAGAUACUUUAUUUUCGUAACAAUACGAUGGCAACAAAUUUAAUACAAUCAAUUCUUGUGCAUGGGAAAUCAAAAUUUUUUCAUAAUAAUAAUAUCGAUUGGAAUGAUGAUGACGAUGAUGAUGAUGAUCAAUCAAAAAUUCCUGAAUAUUAUGUAUAUCAUGUAUAUCUAUUUGUUUAUGAAAUAAAAUCAUUAUAUUAUCUAAUAUUUCGAUUCAAUUGUUUCACUUCAAUAGAUGGUUUUUUAUCGAUACUAUUUCAAUGUUUUCUAUUCAUUUAUAUGAUAAUGGGUAAUAAAAAUAUUGAUACCUGUCUAUUGGUUGGUACAUUUCAAGUGGUAAUCACAAUUGCAUUGUUCACGAAAUUAAAACAAAUUAUACGAUUAUCAUCAAAAGAAAAUUUAUCACGAAAAUUAUUCAAAAUAAGACAAAUGAAUAUUGAAAUAUUACAGAUGACCAAUAGUACUGAUCAUACUUAUGGUGUUAUGAUGUUUCUGUUUUUAUUGGUAAAUUAUCCAACAAAUGCCUAUCUGGUUAUGAUAUUGAUUAAAAAACAAAUGUCAAUAUUGAAUAAUAUUAUAUUCAUAACAAUAAUAUCAUAUCAAUUAUCAUUUAUAUUUAUAUUUCAUUUGAUCACUACACAAUAUGUUCAUCAACUUCAUCGGCCAGCUAAAUAUGUCAUUAGAAAUUAUCUAAAUCCAUCAUUAUUAUUGAUUAGCCUAAAUAAUCGUAUGAAAGUAUCGUUUUGGAUUGAAAAUUUUCAUACAAAAAAAAUGUAUGGCAUUACGUAUGGCGGUAUCGAAGUGAUUACAUUGAAAACAUUUUUCAAGUUUCUCAUGUUUUAUGCGAAAUUCAUGAUGAUAUCAUACAAAUUAAUUGCUUUACGUCAAUGAACAAAAAUUUUUUUCCAGAAUCAC